AUGAUACAAGACAAGAAAGGAAAUUUAAGAAAAAUUAAUAAACUAAGCAAACAAAUACGAGAGCAUAUAAGGAAUGACCAAAGAUCUAAGAGACUAAGAACGUUGGAACAUUACAUAGAAAAAUCUGGUGGCACAAGAAAGGCUCUGAAAGUACUACGAGAGAAAAAUUACUGGAUUCCAAAAUUGAAGAAAGCAGAAAAGAGUUUUACUCAAAGGAAGGACAUUCUAGAGACAACAACAGACUUUUAUAAGACACUUUAUUCCGAUCAAAGUAAACAAAUAAACUAUGAGACAAAUGCAAACAACAAAAACAAAGUGAUAAACCCUUCAGAAUAUAGCACACAAGACAAAGAACUUGAUAUACUACAGUGCGAAGUGGAAAAAGCAAUAAGAAGUCAAUAUCUUCAACAAAAUAGUUAA
Messenger RNA from Pieris macdunnoughi, 420 nucleotides. NCBI's taxonomy places the organism in Eukaryota, Metazoa, Arthropoda, Insecta, Lepidoptera, Pieridae. The record is from the annotation of a GenBank genome assembly.